Vigna umbellata (rice bean) is the source of this 309-nucleotide messenger RNA. NCBI's taxonomy places the organism in Eukaryota, Viridiplantae, Streptophyta, Magnoliopsida, Fabales, Fabaceae. The record is from RefSeq and is a predicted model, not a curated record.
AUGUUGAACCCUCGACCCUGGACCCUCGGCCCCCGGCUUUCGACCUGGACCCUGAACCCUCGACCCUUGAUCCUCGACGCUCGACCCUCAACGCCCGGUACACGGUCGUCGUCCCUCAACCCUCGACCUUCCGUGCCCUCGACCCUCGACCCUCAACGCCCGGUACACGGUCGUCGUCCCUCAACCCUCGACCUUCCAUGCCCUCGACCCACGACCCACGACCCUCGACCCUCUACUCUCGAUGCUCGACCCUCGGGCUCAACGUUCGACCCUCUACCCUCCAACCUCAAUCCUAACAAUAAACCUUAA